CGCAAAGGCGCGCACACGCACCAGAGUAUCCGCGCGCCUUUAACAAGCUGCUGCGUGAACCGGUGUCGCGUCCGCAUGGGAACCGAUUCCUGCUGUGCACUGAUUCAGACUCCAGCGUGAUUUACAGGCCGCGGGUUGGAUUCACUUUGCCGGAUACAGGAUGAUGAAAUUUCGGUUCAGGCGACAGGGCAAUGACCCUCAGAGGGAGAAAGUCAAACAGGAGCUUUUUGCGUUUAAUAAGACUGUUGAACAUGGAUUCCCCAAUCAGCCAAGUGCUCUGGCCUAUGACCCCAAACUGCAGUUAAUGGCCAUUGGGACUAAAUCAGGAGCCAUCAAAGUGUACGGGGCUCCUGGAGUGGAGUUCACUGGACUGCAUAAGGAGCCUGCUACUGUCACACAGAUACACGUACUCCAUGGACAGGGAAGGAUUUUGACCCUGCUGGAUGAUAACUCUUUGCACCUCUGGGAGAUUGUGCAGAAGACCUCCUGCUGCCAACUGAAGGAGGUGUACUGCUUCAGCCUCCCUGGCAGGCCUGGCAUCGACAGCACCAGUGCGACGCGUGUGACUGUUCUGCUGCCGAAACUCAGCUGCGAUCUCUUGGCUGUGGGCACUGAGGGUGGUGGAAUCCACUUCCUGGAGCUGCCCACUUUCACACUGCUGAACAAAUCACUUUUCCAAGAUGAAAUCAUGCAGAGCCUUCCUGAUAGUUACAAAUGUGGGAAGUCUCUGGGUCCAGUGGAGUCCCUACAGGAGCAUCCGCAGUACCCGGACAAAAUCCUCAUCGGCUACAGUAGGGGCCUCGUUGUGCUCUGGGACUUUCAAAGCCGACAUGUAGACAACCUCUUCCUUGGAAAACAGCAGCUGGAGAGCUUGGUCUGGGUCCGGACUGGGAACAGCUUUGUCAGUUCCCACAGUGAUGGUGGCUACAUGGUGUGGCCUGUUAGUAGCAGUAGUCUCUGCACCAGCGAGCCCAUCUCUUCCACUAUACCCUAUGGCCCAUUUCCCUGCAAAGCUGUGAACAAGAUCUUAUGGAGGACCACCCAGUCGGGAGCUCCAUUGGUGCUGUUUAGUGGUGGCAUGCCUCGAGCCAGCUACGGGGACAGACACUGUUUAACGAUACUGCAGGACAGCAAACACGUUACCCUGGACUUCACCUCACGAGUCAUUGACUUUUUCACCAUCCACUGCACAGAUAGAGACGCAGAGUUUGAUGAGCCCUCAACCCUUGUUGUGCUCCUGGAGGAAGAGCUGGUAGUGAUUGACCUUCAGACCCCUGGCUGGCCCACCAUUCCUGCACCGUACCUGGCACCGCUGCACUCCUCUGCCAUCACAUGCUCCUACCACAUUUCCAAUGUGCCAACCAAGCUGUGGGAGAGAGUGGUGAGAGCUGGGCAGCAGCAAUGCUCUCUACAGACAUGCACGAACUGGCCAAUAUGCGGGGGAAAGAACUUGGCACCUGAUUCCAAACAGAAAGAGCUGCUGCUAACUGGGCAUGAGGAUGGCACGGUGCGCUUCUGGGAUGCAUCAGGAGUGGCACUCAGACCUCUGUACAAGCUGAGCACAGCCAACAUCUUCCAAACUGACUGUGACCACAACGACAGCCUGACUCAAGUCGGUGAAGAGGAGUGGCCUCCUUUCCAAAAGGUUGGUUGCUUUGACCCUUACAGUGAUGACCCAAGGUUAGGAAUCCAGAAGAUCUGCCUGUGCAAAUACAGCGGCAAGCUGGUGGUGGCUGGAACUGCAGGACAGGUGAUUGUGAUGUACUUGUGUGACGAGAAAUCCGAUCACAUGAUCGACGUGGUCACCAUGGACCUCCUCCAGGACCGGGAAGGUUUCACAUGGAAGGGUCAUGACCGGCUGCCAGAGAAGUCUGGCUCUGUGGUGUUUGCUGCUGGAUUCCAGCCUACAGUCCUCGUGCAGUGCAUGCCCCCUGCUGCGGUUACCGCGGUGACGCUGCAUGCCGAGUGGAACCUCGUUGCUUUUGGCACCAGCCAUGGCUUUGGUCUCUUCGACUACCAUCGCCGAAGCCCGGUGCUGGCAAGGUGUACAUUACAUCCCAAUGACUCUCUGGCUAUGGAGGGACCACUCUCACGAGUGAAGUCGCUGAAGAAGUCACUCCGCCAGUCAUUCAGGAGGAUUCGCAAGAGUAGGGUGUCUGGAAAGAAGCGUGUGUUGGUCAGCAGCCCAUCCAGUAAAGUCCAGGAGGCUAACGCUCAGCUAGCAGAGCAGGAUGCCGAGGUGACGCCGGUACAGAGACGGAUUGAGCCCCGUUCAGCUGAUGAUUCGUUAUCUGGAGUGGUCCGCUGCCUCUGCUUCGCUGACACGUUUCUCCGAGACGGAACACACCACGGCCCUACCAUGUGGGCUGGGACGAAUUCAGGCAGCGUGUAUGCUUACGCUCUGGACGUGCCCUCACAGGAGAAGUUCUCUGAGCGGAGUGUGGAGGCUUUGCUAGGGAAAGAGAUCCAACUCAUGCACAGAGCUCCGGUGGUGUCCAUUGUUGUGCUGGAUGGCAGGGGGAACCCUCUGCCCGAACCCUAUGAGGAGUCGAGAGACCUGGCCAAAGCUCCUGAUAUGCAGGGCAGCCACUCGGUCCUGAUCACUUCUGAGGAGCAGUUUAAGGUGUUCACACUGCCUAAAGUCAGCGCAAAGACCAAAUUCAAGCUGACCGCGCACGAAGGCUGCCGUGUACGGAAGGUGGCUUUGGUCAACUUCUGCAGUGCUGCUUCUGAGGACUACUCUGAGAAUGGCCUGGUGUGCCUGACCAACCUGGGAGACCUUCAUGUGUUCAGCGUGCCUGCUUUGAGGCCGCAAGUGCGAUACGACUGCAUCCGCAAGGAAGACAUAAGCGGCAUUGCAUCGUGCGUGUUCACCAAGACUGGGCAAGGUUUUUAUCUGAUCUCACCGUCUGAGUAUAAACGGUUCUCUCUGUCUGCACGAGUAAUCACUGAACCUCAGUGCGGGGUGGACGUCGAUCGACCUUACGAGCUUUUGGAGCAUGAUUUGUGUAUGGUAGCCCUGCCCCAUGCCAACGGCACAUACAAGACCCAAUCACCAGGAGAGAGCAAAUCUGCAGAGCAUUCUGAAGGCAUAUUUGAUGAAAUGCAGAGUGCUUUAUCGUCUCCUGGCCUGGAUUCCCCAAACAGCAGUGCUGAUAUCACGCUCGACACAACAGGAGAGCUGACUGUGGAGGAUGUGAAAGAUUUCCUAGUGAGUGUGGAUGAGGCUGAGAAUAACCUGAGGAAUAUGAGCGAGGAGGAUGGACGGCUUCCUGGGAUUCUCAUUAAUUGAUGAGUGACGGCUAGAGGGCUGAUGCAGAAGUGGUGGAAAUUCCUUCGUUAUGUGCGGUUGGACCUUAAGGUGAAGAAGAACUCACGGCAUUCUUCCCUUUUUCCCUCGUCCUCAUUUACUCCAGUUUCUUAUUCUCAGAUAACAAACCUCCUCUUCCGUCUUUCCUCUUGCGCACAUUUCUCUUCUCUUGUUUCACGACGCCACUUUGCUCGUCCUUUCACUGCGUUUGGCAGUAGGAGGCAUGGAGAGAGAGAGAGAGAGCACAUAACGGUUGUCGCUUCUCAGCAGCCACGUCAACACCAUCUUUAAUACUGUGAUGGUUUCUUACAGUAAAUCAGGAGGCCAUUGAAAAUUUCAGCUUAUGGACCCUGUGGGUUUGAUAGAAUGUCAUGGUUUUCCUUUUUAAUGUUUCAUGUAACCACUUGCCAUUGUAAGUAAUAUUGACAAUUAACUGUGAACUCUAGUAUUUGAAGGCGCAUGGUGUUUAAUCUUAGUGUUCAUCAUUUAAUUAGUAAGUAUUGAGCUUUGAGUUUUAUUACUUGUACACUUGUAACCAUAUUAACAAACAUGAAGGAACUAAUAAGUAUGGUUAACAUUUGAUAGAAGAAUUUUAUAUUGCCUAUUUUUUGUAUUUUUUUUUUUUUUUUUUUUUUUUUUUUUUUUUACAUGUAGGAAAUUAAGGUUUUCUAACAUUUGGGGUGAUCAAAUGGGCUGCAGGUGUGGGAACGAUAAGAGAAGCUUACGACUGAUUGAAGCGAUCUCGAGAAGCCAAAUGAGAAACAAAUAGUUUUGGGUAAAUCAAGGUUUUCAGAGGCUUUUAAAGAGGUUCAGAAUGUGUUCGUCUAUGCUAUCGUUUAAAAAAAGAAGCAUCACAUUUUAGUAAUGAAUAGAUGCUGUUGGAUCGACCCUGGAUUGGAUUAAUUCCUGUUUUUAAACGAUCAAAGGGACCUCACUAACGUAGCUGAUCUUUAAUUUCUCUCUGUAUAUUUACUUUUCUAUAAUGUUAUACCUGACCCCUAGCCUGUGAAUUUGUAUUUAAUUUUUCUCGUGUAGAAAUGUAAUUGUAGCUAUACCCAUGCUAAUGAACAAUGUUAAUAAAGUAUUUACUCAUUUUA
This is a messenger RNA of Tachysurus vachellii, 4407 nucleotides long. It is a transcript of the gene llgl1, whose product is annotated as LLGL scribble cell polarity complex component 1. The record is from RefSeq and is a predicted model, not a curated record. Gene Ontology annotation, cellular component: plasma membrane; cortical actin cytoskeleton; cytoplasm. Lineage: Eukaryota; Metazoa; Chordata; Actinopteri; Siluriformes; Bagridae. Gene Ontology annotation, biological process: regulation of Notch signaling pathway; establishment of spindle orientation; regulation of protein secretion. The transcript is spliced from 23 exons. Bases 161 to 3292 code for a protein of 1043 amino acids. Gene Ontology annotation, molecular function: GTPase activator activity; myosin II binding.